AUGAUGUCCUGUGGGAACUUUGCUAUGAUGAUUUCGCAGAAUAUGGAGUCACAGGAGUUUCUGAGCGAGUUGGCAAUGAGUUUUGGCAGAAGGCGUGCUGCCCUCACUUUUCCAAUGACAGACGAAUUCGAGCAACCUAUAAUAGAUUUCACGGAUUUCAAGGACGACGUCGCUCUUCUAUCGCCGAUUCAUCAGAACAUAUUCCGGCCCACAAGUCUGCAACAGGUUGUCGAUGAAACACAUUUUUCUAAAAAUGAGAUACGAGCGAUCUACAGGGCGUUUAAAGAGACAUCUCCUAACGCAGUUAUAAACAAAAGUAUUCUGAGAGAAAAAUUUGCGGAACUCUUCCCCCACGGCGACAUAGAGCACUAUUCCGAUCUAUUGUUCGACACCUUUGACAAUGAUGGUAAUGGAACAAUUAACUUUCAGGAGUUCGUGAAAGCCUUAUCUGUUCUCUGCCGAGGCACCAUAGAUGAAAAGAUUGAUUGGUUAUAUAAACUAUAUGAUCCCAAGGGCAAAGGUGAAAUCACAUGGCAUAGACUGUUCUACGUGAUCACAUCCAUGGAUGACUUGAUGGGAAGAAGGGCACGUCCGCUACCCACUCGAGAGCAGCGAGCACAACAUGCACAUAACAUUUUUCAGAAAUUUGAUAUCGGCAAACGAGGGCGUAUUACUAAAGAAGACUUCUUCACUGUAUGCAAGACGGAUCAACAAAUUAUUGAAUCUAUGUCAUCUUUGUAUACAAUAUUUCCAGGAUAA
Molecule: messenger RNA, 759 nt
Organism: Necator americanus (New World hookworm)
Lineage: Eukaryota; Metazoa; Nematoda; Chromadorea; Rhabditida; Ancylostomatidae
Exons: 8
Coding region: 1-759 (252 amino acids)
Molecular function (GO): calcium ion binding
Source: RefSeq, a predicted model, not a curated record